Acanthisitta chloris (rifleman) is the source of this 1791-nucleotide messenger RNA. It is a transcript of the gene SNX9, whose product is annotated as sorting nexin 9. Gene Ontology annotation, molecular function: phosphatidylinositol binding; protein binding. Gene Ontology annotation, cellular component: plasma membrane; cytoplasmic vesicle. The coding region runs from base 6 to 1784 and encodes 592 amino acids. The record is from RefSeq and is a predicted model, not a curated record. The transcript is spliced from 17 exons. Gene Ontology annotation, biological process: intracellular protein transport; mitotic cell cycle; endocytosis. Lineage: Eukaryota; Metazoa; Chordata; Aves; Passeriformes; Acanthisittidae.
GUGUUAUGUAUGAUUUUGCUGCUGAGCCUGGAAACAACGAGCUGACUGUCAGUGAAGGAGAGAUCAUCAUAAUUACCAACCCGGAUGUCGGUGGAGGCUGGUUAGAAGGAAAAAACAGCCAAGGUGAGAGGGGACUUGUUCCAACAGAUUAUGUUGAGAUAAUAACUGAAGGUGCAAAAGAUGGAAUUAGCUGCCAUAACUCGUUAGCUGACCAAGCCUUUUUUGAUUCCCUUUCUGCAAACACAGCUCAGACGAACUCUCCCCCAAAAAGCAAUAAUCAGGCAAGCAACGCCAAUGAUCCUUGGUCCAGCUGGAACGCUGGGAAGUCUGGGAACUGGGAUGAUGGAAAUGCCAUUGACAGUUGGGCGACGAAACCUGAAAGUGCAGCUGGCCAGAGAAACAGUGCUUCAAAUAACUGGGAGGCAGCAGCAGCAUUUGGUCAUCCACAGGCAUAUCAAGGACCAGCAGCUGCUGAUGACGAUGAUUGGGAUGAUGACUGGGAUGACCCAAAAUCAACUUCACCACCUUACCUUGGUUACAAGGAGUCUGAGGCAUCAGAGGCUGGUGGGGUCCAGCGUGGAAAUAGUCGUGCAGCUAUGAAGUUACCACUUAACAAAUUUCCUGGAUUUGCAAAACCUGGGAUGGAACAGUAUCUGUUGGCAAAGCAGCUAGCAAAACCCAAAGAGAAAAUUCCCAUAAUUAUUGGUGAUUAUGGCCCAAUGUGGGUGUAUCCUACCUCUACAUUUGACUGUGUGGUGGCAGAUCCCAAAAAAGGUUCUAAAAUGUAUGGUCUCAAGAGCUACAUUGAAUAUCAGCUGACCUGCACUAACACUAAUCGGUCUGUCAACCACAGAUAUAAGCACUUUGACUGGUUGUAUGAGCGGCUCCUGGUUAAAUUUGGAUUAGCCAUUCCAAUCCCUUCUCUUCCAGACAAGCAAGUAACAGGGCGCUUUGAAGAAGAAUUUAUCAAAAUGCGCAUGGAGAGGCUGCAAGCUUGGAUGACAAGAAUGUGUCGCCAUCCUGUUGUCUCAGAAAGUGAAGUUUUCCAGCAAUUUCUCAAUUUCCGAGAUGAGAAGGAGUGGAAAACUGGAAAGCGGAAGGCAGAAAAAGAUGAAACUGUAGGAGUCCUGAUCUUUUCUGCGAUGGAACCAGAAGCUCCUGACUUGGACAUGGUAGAAAUAGAACAGAAAUGUGAUGCAGUGGGUAGGUUCACCAAAGCAAUGGAUGAUGGAGUGAAAGAGCUGCUGACAGUGGGACAAGAGCACUGGAAGAGGUGUACAGGGCCACUACCCAAGGAAUACCAGAAGAUAGGAAAAGCGUUGCAGAGCUUGGCGCUGGUCUUCAGCACUAGUGGAUACCAAGGAGAAUCUGAUCUCAAUGGAGCAAUAACAGAAGCAGGGAAAACCUAUGAAGAAAUUGCCAGUCUUGUAGCAGAUCAGCCAAAGAAAGAUCUUCACUUUUUGAUGGAAACAAAUCAUGAAUAUAAGGGAUUUCUUGGUUGCUUCCCUGACAUCAUAGCAGCUCAUAAGGGAGCAAUAGAAAGAGUGAAGGAAAGUGAUAAACUAGUUGCAACCAGCAAAAUAACGCCGCAAGACAAACAGAACAUGGUGAAACGUGUGAGCACCAUGGCUUAUACACUACAAGCUGAGAUGAAUCACUUCCACAGUAACAGGAUUUAUGACUACAACAGUGUCAUUCGUCUCUACCUGGAGCAGCAGGCACAGUUCUAUGAAACGAUUGCACAGAAGCUGAGGCAGGCACUCAGCCGCUUUCCUGUGAUGUAGAGUAUAA